GAUUAUAAUUUUUUUAGUUCUAUUAAGUAUCAUAAUCUUUGUUUCUUACUUCUUUGCUAAAAGGAAAAGUUCACUUUUGAGUAUUCUGAUGCAAGAAAGGGAGCAAUUUUCGGUCAUAUGAAUGCAUUAUAUAGGUAUUAUAGGCAUAAGUUGAAGAAGAAGUACUUUGAUUCAAAGGCAACUUAUUCACUUCGUCUUCGAAACAAGCCUAAGGAUAUGGAUGUAAAAGAUUGGAAGUAUUUGGUUAAUCUUUGGACAGAAAAUGCAUUUCAGGAGAGAAGCAACAAAAAUAAGACAAAUAGAUGCAAGCGUUCUAUGCCGCCAUACACGGGGACAAAAAGCUUUGCUCGGCUGAGAGAUCAUAUGAAGAAAAAAAAUGGAAAAACACCUUCUCGCUUAGAGCUUUUUCUUGAAUCCAGAUAG
This is a messenger RNA of Manihot esculenta (cassava), 423 nucleotides long. RefSeq lists its product as uncharacterized. The transcript is spliced from 3 exons. NCBI's taxonomy places the organism in Eukaryota, Viridiplantae, Streptophyta, Magnoliopsida, Malpighiales, Euphorbiaceae. The record is from RefSeq and is a predicted model, not a curated record. Bases 118 to 423 code for a protein of 101 amino acids.